This is a messenger RNA of Limanda limanda (common dab), 1179 nucleotides long. It is a transcript of the gene foxi3b, whose product is annotated as forkhead box I3b. Lineage: Eukaryota; Metazoa; Chordata; Actinopteri; Pleuronectiformes; Pleuronectidae. The transcript is spliced from 2 exons. The coding region runs from base 1 to 1179 and encodes 392 amino acids. Gene Ontology annotation, molecular function: DNA-binding transcription factor activity, RNA polymerase II-specific; RNA polymerase II cis-regulatory region sequence-specific DNA binding. The record is from RefSeq and is a predicted model, not a curated record. Gene Ontology annotation, biological process: anatomical structure morphogenesis; cell differentiation; regulation of transcription by RNA polymerase II.
AUGUCUUCAUUUGACGCCCAGGGCCAGUCUCCCCCUCGAUGUGGCCCUCAGUUCCCCAGCCUGGGACAGGAGCCCCCGGAGCUCAGCAUGUACAGCGACUGCUACUACCCUCCUCCUUCCCUGCCGAGCCCUCAGCGCACUACGCCGACCUCCUACGACCUGAGCGACUACGCCACCUCCACCCCGAACCCUUACCUCUGGUUCAACGGCUCCGGGAUCAACACGCCGCCGUACCUGGCCACCGCCGGCCCGUCCGGUAACCCCGGCCCCCCCUUUGUGCCCCAGCACUACGGCAUGCAGAGGCCUUACCUGGGUCCGGUGGGAGCUGGGGGCCCAGGAGGGGAGCUGAGCUGGUUCUCUCUGCCCUCACAGGAGGACCUGAUGAAGCUGGUCAGGCCCCCGUACUCCUACUCCGCUCUCAUCGCCAUGGCCAUCCACGGAGCGCCCGACAGGAGACUGACACUGAGUCAGAUUUACCAGUAUGUCGCCGACAAUUUCCCUUUCUACAACAAGAGUAAAGCGGGCUGGCAGAACUCCAUCAGACACAACCUGUCACUCAACGACUGCUUCAAAAAAGUGCCCCGGGACGAGGAUGAUCCAGGAAAGGGCAACUACUGGACGCUCGACCCAAACUGUGAAAAGAUGUUUGACAACGGAAACUUCCGCCGCAAGAGGAAGAGAAAGUCUGACCUCCUCCCUGGAGGUGAAGGCAGCUCGGGGGCUCCAGAGUCAGGCGACAGUGAGAGGGGAAGCCCAAAGCUUUCUGGUAACCCUGCCCUGAACAUCUCCCCCUCACCGGACAGGAUCCCGUCCCCUUCAUCAUCGGGUCCCGCACCGUGUCUGAGCAGCUUCCUGUCUGAGAUGUCUGGAGUGACCUCCAGUGCAGCCAAUGAGGUGGGAGGUGACGGGUUGAGCAGGCCGCUGCAGAUUAACCUGCCUUUAGAUGGGCCUCUUAGACCCACACAACCAGGAAGCUUCAGCACCUACUCCCCCAACUCGGUCGGCUCAGAGUGGGUACCGCAAGUGUCUGCUCCCCCUGUGCUCUCCUCCUCACCCACCCACUCCUCCUUAGGGUACACGAGCCCCAUCCUCAGCCAGUACAACAGCUCCAAUGGGCAUUUCUACCCUAUGCUGGGCUCGUCAGGGAUCAUCUACCACCGUGAGGGCACAGAAGUUUGA